GAGUCCCACAGCACGCUGCAGUGGAGAGGACGGAGCCCGGCUGGUUGGCCAGAGCUGUGGAAGAGUUGUUCACAGGGAUUUUCUCCACAUCCUCUCUUCCACAGCAUAAUGGAGUGGGAUUCCCUCCUCAGGUUUUCCAUUACACCUUGGUCUAACAUUGUUUUCUUUUUUUUUAUUUGAAGACAUCUGUCCAACAUGACCUGGCCUUCCUAAUGCCCUGAGUAUAUGAGGGAGGAUGAGGGUUCCCCUUAAGCCAAGCGUAAGUACAAAGUAUUUGAGUAAGUAUAUGGUUACUGGGCUCAGGUACUAUUAUUAUUAAAGACUUGUCUCUUGCAUACAUUUUGACACCUUCUCCCAGGGGCCACAUGUUCAUAUUUUAAACACACUUCUGUCACUGUUUCACAACAACAAACCCACCACCUCCUCCCUCUGGACACCCUCCAGCCGUCUGGAGAGGAGAGCUGAUGAUAUCACUGCAGGGGCGGGAACAUGUGUGUCUAUAAGUACAGGCACCUCCCAGGGAAACCUCUCUAUGAAGCAGAGCUGAGCUGUGCUGACCUGUACUGGCACUAAGAUACUGCAGGAGAGUAAGCAAGAGCAGACCAGUGUACACUCUUGGUGCAUAGACUCUGAAGAGUGGAUGCAUUCCGAUACUGGAGCUGAAGAACAAGACUUCUCUCUUGGGACUCUAGGCGGUUCAUCUGGACAACUUUUAUAUUUGCUUCUGUACUUCUGUCCUCCUUUGAACAGUUUUACCAGUUUUACCUUUUUGCUUGUCUGCUGUUAUCAGGAUGCUUAGCCCUGUUACUUUACAGCAGAUCAUUUCCACCCUGUUUGUGCUCGGCAGUACUGCAGUGAUGACAGAGGGUGAGUGUCCAGCUGAGUGCUCCUGCACACCCUCGCCCCCGUCGUGCCCACUGGGCGUCAGCUGGGUGACCGACCGCUGUGGCUGCUGUAAAGUUUGUGCUCGGCAGUUCAACGAUGACUGCAGCGCCGAUGAACCUUGUGAUCACAUCAAGGGGCUGCACUGCCAUCUGGGGGCUGGAGGAGACCCUGAAAGAGGACUGUGUCGAGCUGAGGCCCACGGUGUACCUUGUGAGUUUAGCGGGCGGCUAUACCAGCAUGGUGAGGACUUCCAGCCCAACUGCCAACACCAGUGCACCUGCAUGGAUGGAGUGGUAGGCUGCAUGCCCCUCUGUCCUCUCCAAGUGCCCCUGCCACAGUGGCACUGCAUGCAGCCCCGGCUGGCCACGCCUGAGGGUGGCUGUUGUGAGGAAUGGCUGUGUGAAGACGACAACCACAUCAGUGAGGAACCAGAUGAGCUGACGCACACGUCCCUCCCCAACCACAUCAGUGCCCUUCUGCAGGCCCAGAUGCAACCUCGGCACCCUGCUGCCACCAGAAGUGCCACCUUCAGAGAGAUGGUGUCAUUGCCCAGGUCUGGGGUGUUACUUGAAUCCAGCUGUUUCCCACAAACAACUGAAUGGACUGAGUGUUCUGCUGCAUGUGGGAUGGGCAUUUCAAGUCGAGUGACCAAUAACAACCCAGACUGCCGGAUGGUUCGAGAAACCAGACUAUGCCAGAUCCGAAGAUGUGAGCCGCAGCUUCCUGUAGCUAGCAAGAAGGGAAAGAAGUGUCAGCGAACUGUCCGCCCCCAGGAGCCAGUCAGAAUCACCUUUGCCGGAUGCUCAACAACACAGUUAUACCGCCCUCGCACCUGCGGGACCUGCACUGAUGGCCGCUGCUGUACACCCUCCGUCUCUCGCACUGUGAGGCUUCUCUUUCACUGCUCCGAUGGAGAACGCUUCUACAGAAAUAUUAUGUGGAUCCAGCGCUGCAGCUGCAGUACAAGCUGUCGUAUACACCGUGGGCCCUCCAGGCCUUCAGUCAGCCUCCACAAUGACAUCCAUACCUUCAUGCACUGAAGCUGACUCAUUGUGCCCAGCCUUGGGCUGGCACACUGGGCAAAGACUCUGCACCUUCCACUCUUCCCGUCCCCAAACCAACUGCCGUCAUGUGUCAGCUGGGUGACCUCCUGCCGACAUAACCCCCCCCCUCUCCCCAAGAAAAAAAAGAGGCAAUACUCUCGCUUGCACUUUAAGCUUCUUGCCACAAUGACAUCACUUUGUCCACACUAGAGGUGUGUUACCUCUCUAGCACAAGGGCAGCUCUUAGGACAACACACUGCAGUGUUAGACUUGUUUGACUGUUGGCAGAGCUUUUACUUAAAACUUCUUAUUUAUUUUGUCCUCUCCACAGAGGUUGACGUGACAAUUUGUCAUACAGGAGGAAGGUUGUUCGGACCAGUAACAGUCAUUUUGUGAGAAGUGAUGAGAAUUAUGGACACACAUUUUAAAUCAAUGAGAAAGAAUUAGAUGGCAUAAGAAAUAUUCAUUAGUGACUAUAGGGACUGUGUCUAUUAUUGCCUAUCCUGUGAUAGAACAUUUCCUACACAUGUACUGAUUAUGGACUUCAUUAGUGUGUGUGUAUGUAGGUGAAGUUGUGUUGGUCUGUUUGAAGACUGACAAACUUUCACGAGAGAGAGUUUACAGAGAAUGUGCUCAUUAUGCUACUACAGUAUACAGAUUAAUGCAUAGACUUCACUCUUAGCUGUGGAGUGGUGAAUUCUAGGAUCACCUCAUUUUUCGGGGUGUGAUUUUAUUUUAAGUUUUGUGUGUGUGUCUUUCACAUUGUACAUAUAUUGCUUCAUUUGAGGGAUGAAAUUGAUGCUGUAUAUUUAAGACAAGUUACACAUGUCCAUUGAGUAUCUUUGUCUAUAAACACCUGUACAUUAAAUAAAAAUAUAUCAGCCUGUA
Scatophagus argus is the source of this 2816-nucleotide messenger RNA. RefSeq names its product cellular communication network factor 1, like 2 (gene ccn1l2). Gene Ontology annotation, cellular component: extracellular region. NCBI's taxonomy places the organism in Eukaryota, Metazoa, Chordata, Actinopteri, Scatophagidae. Gene Ontology annotation, molecular function: protein binding. The coding region runs from base 792 to 1925 and encodes 377 amino acids. The transcript is spliced from 5 exons. The record is from RefSeq and is a predicted model, not a curated record. Gene Ontology annotation, biological process: signal transduction.